AAAGGUUUUUGUUGUUGUAGCUUAUGCAGUGGCUCCGUUGCUAUGGAAACAUGACAUCCAAAUGACGUCCUUCUGUUUAAAAGCUUUUAGCUAAAUUCCAGCCUGUCAGAUGUAGGCCCCAUCUUGCUCUGCCAGCCAGCCGCUGCUUGUGCUGGCCGGUGCGAAGAGCCUCGGCGGCCGGCAGCUGCCAUGGCUUCGGCGCCGGCCCCCGGCUGCCUCCUGUCCGUCCAGAGCGAGAAGCACCGGCGGGCGCGCAACUGGACCGAAGCCGAGAUGCGAGGCCUGAUGCUGGUCUGGGAGGAAUUCUUCGAGGAGCUGAAGCAGACCAAGAGGAACGCCAAAGUUUACGAGAAAAUGGCCAACAAACUCUUCGAAAUGACGGGGGAAAUCCGGCACGGGGAAGAGAUCAAGAUUAAAAUCACCAACAUGACCUUCCAAUACAGGUGAGUUGAGGAUGCGAGAGGAGGCGGUGCCCGGGAAACCUCAAGAAUCUUCUGCCCAUCCCUCUGCCCAGAAGAAAGAUUUCAGGGCACCGUCCUUACCACCCGCAAAGGUCCCAGCAACCUUGUUGGGCAACAGAGAUGGCUGUACGAGCUCCAACGAUGGCCGCGUGGCGACGGAGGGAUUCUAACGCUGAGGUCUUUCCGUUUCAGAGCAGAAGAGCGACCGGUGAAGAAGAGGAAAGUUCAGAGCUGCAGUUUCCAGAAGAAGAAGUUGAAGCUGAUGGAGGCCAUGCUGGAAGAGCAGAAGAAGCUGAGCCGAGCGAUGGAGGAAACGUGUCGGGAAGUCCGAAGGACUUUGGACCAGCAAAACAUUAUCCAAGUCCAGAGCCUGCAGCUGCAGGAAAGAAUGAUGAAUUUACUGGAGAAAAUCAUCACCAAAGCCAACGUUUAAUUUUCAGCCUGGGGGAAAAAAGGAAGGAAGGAAGGAAGGAAAAAAAAAAAAGGAAGAAAACUUAACCUGUUUUGAUAGAAAUGGCUUAUUUCAUAUGCCUAGGAUAGUUUCUUCCUUCCAGUUCACGACAUUUUGAAUCCUAUCCUGAUCUCCAAGGAUCUCCUUUCAUGAAAACCCACCCUUUGGAUACCUUUCCUGCUCGAGAACGGCGCCAAUCUUCGCGGCGCUGAAGGAAAAAAAAAAACUAUGAUCCAUGGACCGAAAGAUGGACUCGUUGCUCCUAGUCGAGCCUUCGGUCCACGGAGAAGGAAGAGGAGCAAGUCAACAUCUGGACGAGGCUCCGAGGAGGCUGCGCCGAGCAGGAGGCGGGAAAGCAGGAGCUGGGAAGACAGACAUGGGGACGGUCUCAGCAGGAGGAGGUCUCUAGGAAUCCCCCCACCCCACUCCAAAAAGAUCAGGGAACAAAUGGCUGAGCAGGCUAGCUGGAUUCCUCCCUGCCAGUAAGCCAGAUCUUCCUCCUCAUCCCUUCUCUCUCUCAUCUGAGGCUCCAGGAUCUCACAAGGAUAAUUCAACACACCGAAGGAUCUUCUACGUUGG
Molecule: messenger RNA, 1491 nt
Organism: Thamnophis sirtalis
Lineage: Eukaryota; Metazoa; Chordata; Lepidosauria; Squamata; Natricidae
Source: RefSeq, a predicted model, not a curated record